AUGGUGGGAACCUCAAGCUGCCAUAUAUUCUCCUUGUUUUUUCCAGCUUUAUUGCUUCUUCUGCUUCUUCUUCCUUCCUCUCCCCUUAACAGCAACCGAUUUCCCCAAGUUUUGACUUCCUUCUCGCCUUUCCUUCGCGACGAAACCGAUCAGACGCCGUCGCCGCCGCGUGUUUCCCUCGACGGGGUUCUGUCGACUUCCGUGUAUAAAAGCAGUAAACUUAAUACUGCAAUUAUCAAAAAGAAGAAGAGCAACCUGGAGAAGAUUGAAGAUGAUUUGGCUAAAGCACGAGCUGCCAUUCUCAGAGCAGUUCAAUUGCAGAAUUUUACAUCAGAGAAAGAAGAGAUCUUUGUUCCAAAAGGAUCCAUUUACAGAAACGCAUAUGCCUUUUACCAGUUAAGUACUUAA
Messenger RNA from Hibiscus syriacus, 408 nucleotides. Its product is annotated as probable glycosyltransferase At5g20260. The coding region runs from base 1 to 408 and encodes 135 amino acids. The transcript is spliced from 2 exons. Lineage: Eukaryota; Viridiplantae; Streptophyta; Magnoliopsida; Malvales; Malvaceae. The record is from RefSeq and is a predicted model, not a curated record.